ACUCGUGUAUAGUACAAAACUACCAAACAGUCUUUAUGUGACCGAGUUCGCGUCAGCACGUGUUUUACUCGCAUUUUCUUUGACCAUUUCGCGCCGUUGCGUCGUAUUUAUAUUCGUAAUUUUAGGAACUAUUGUAAUUAUUUUGGGUUUUUUUGACAAAAAGUGCCAUUCAAAUAUACCUAGCAGAGUUUACCUUAUUGAGUGAAUUAUUGUUGUGCUUUUUAUCCUGUUAACUGUUUGAAGAAUAUAAGAGAACUAUUAAAGGAAUAACUAAGUAUGUCGUCCGAGAAGAUGGAAAAUGGGGAUGGAGUUAAAAAUAACACAGCGAGCCUGUGUGGAAGCAAUGUGAAAUUAAGACGAGAGCUCGGCCUGUUUUCAGCUAUAAACCUUAUAUUAGGAGUCAUGAUAGGUUCUGGAAUAUUCGUGUCGCCAGCAACGGCCUUGAAACAUUCUGGAUCUGUGGCACUGUGCCUGAUCGUAUGGAUUGUGUCUGGAAUCAUAUCCUUAUUAGGGGCGUUAUCAUUCGCUGAACUGGGAACAGUUGUUGGUAAAUCCGGCGCUGAAUAUGCCUACUUUCAAGCAGCCUUUGGAAAAAUGCACAAAUUUUGGGGUCCGCUACCCUCCUUCAUAUGUGCCUGGAUUUAUGUUGUCAUAUUGAGACCAGCAGAAGUAGCCAUUAUUGUCCUGACUUUCGCAAAGUAUGCAAUACAGCCCUUUACAAUUCAUUUGCAAGAAGAUUAUAAGUCAAUGGCAAUAAUACUAGGCUCUCUAUCAGCACUAUGUAAUGUUCCAACUAAAGAGGGGCUAUCUCAUCAAAUAAAACACUUGCGCGAGCGAUGUAUCGACAAUUGCAAUAUCAUUGAGAAUUCGCUUCCUGGGCAGUACAUAUCGCCUGACAAUGUUGGUCAAUCAGCUCUGUCUUACGUAGAAGGCUUACGAACACAGAUUCAGAGCUCGGAAACAGUUAUACCUACCGAUGAAAACCUCAUAAUCAGUCGGUUCGUUGCGGAAUUGAAAGUAAGAAACGAAGACGUCGAGAAACUAACUGCAUUCACCCGAGCAGCAAUUCUGGACGCUGAAAAUGAAAUACUAAGAUUAGAAUCCCUUACUGCAGUGGCAGAAGAAGCUCUGAAUAAACCCAGAGUGGACACUACAGAAGUGCAUCCAGAACAAGUUCAGAGAGCCAGAGAACACUUCCGCAUCUUAAAGUCUGAGUUGCACGGAUUAAUACGUUCCAUAUUCAAAGAUGAUAGCGACUUAGUGUCUGAUAUUACUGGGCAAUUAAUGAAAGAGAAGCUGAAUGAAGAGUCAAAUGGAUACAUACAAGUAACAGAGGAUAAUAAGCUCAUCAUAGAAAUGCUGAAAGACAUCAAUAUUUCAGUUCUAAUGACAUACAUAAACAUAACCAGCGUGAAGUUGUUCGUGAAGGUGCAGAACUUAUUCGGGGUGUGCAAAGUGUUAGCAUGCCUCAUCGUCAUCGGUGGAGGCUUAUAUGAGAUCCAAGCAGGCAACACUGAGAACCUAAAUAAAGGCUUCGAGAACAGUACGACGAGCCUCGGCGGGAUUGCGCAGGCGCUGUUCUCCGGACUGUGGGCUUACGAUGGCUGGAACAGCGUCACCGUGGUCACAGAGGAGAUCAUCAACCCUGGCACCAACGUCCCACUGAGUAUAGCGGUAGCGGUGCCGCUAAUAACAGGUCUGUACGUGUUCAUGAACGUGGCGUACAUGACGGUGCUGACGUCAGCCGAGAUGGUAUCCGUGCCGGCCGUGGCGGUGACCUUCGGGGAGAGGGUUUUGGGCCCGGCCAGCUUUCUCAUACCGCUGAUGGUGGCCAUCGCCACGUUCGGCUGCGCUAUGAGCGUGCAGUUCGGUGUUACCAGGGUGUGCUACUCGGCAGCACGCGGCGGUCACAUGGUGGAGGUGUUCUCGUACGUGAACAUGAAGCACAUGACGCCCGCGCCCGCCGUCGCUUUCCAGGCAAUACUCACAUCGAUAUUCAUAGUAGUCGGCAGAAUUGAUACCUUAAUAGACUUCGCGAGCUGGCUGCUAUGGUUUUUCUAUGGCCUAGCAAUGGUAGCCUUGCUUGUAUUAAGGAAAACCCAAAAGGAUACCCCGAGGCCGUACAGAGUUCCCACGGUCGUGCCGUACUGCGUAUUACUGAUAUCGAUGUUUCUAACUGUAUUCUCAGUAAUAGACGAUCCAUCGAUGAAGUAUGUAACAGCCAUUCUGUUAAUAUUAAUCGGAGUCGGCGUGUACACUAUCUUCGUGUAUCACAGAAAAACUCCUACUACAUUGUUAAGAAAAUUCACAUUCCUGACGCAAAUGCUUUUCCAGUGUGUACCUCCUAACACUCGUGACGACUGAUCUUAAUAUUAAAUAAUAUAAUUUGUACAUAAGAACUAGUGUUUAAGAAAUAUAAUUUGCAAUGCAGAAAGAAAUUGUUGUAAUAAUU
Pararge aegeria (speckled wood butterfly) is the source of this 2452-nucleotide messenger RNA. Its product is annotated as b(0,+)-type amino acid transporter 1-like. Bases 277 to 2364 code for a protein of 695 amino acids. Gene Ontology annotation, molecular function: L-amino acid transmembrane transporter activity. NCBI's taxonomy places the organism in Eukaryota, Metazoa, Arthropoda, Insecta, Lepidoptera, Nymphalidae. Gene Ontology annotation, cellular component: membrane. The record is from RefSeq and is a predicted model, not a curated record. The transcript is spliced from 14 exons. Gene Ontology annotation, biological process: amino acid transmembrane transport.